UUUUUUUUUAUUAAACAAUCAUCAAUGAGAAAUCUUAAUUCAUUAUUUCCUAAUACUGGAUUAGUUGAAUCGCUCCAACAACAAGGUGCUACUAAUUGGUCAAAAUCAACUAAACCAGCAGAUGCUUUUAGAGAUUAUUCUAAAGCAGAUACAACACAACCAAGUAUUGCUGAAUUUUAUCGAUUAAAUCAUAUUCAUCAAACAUUAGAUCAUGUAUUGGCUCAAAAGAAAAAAUAUUGUGAUGAUGAAGCUAGAAAGACAUCUAUGGGUAUUUGGCAAGUGAUGGAAAUCUUGGAUAAAUUUGUAGAUGAAUCGGAUCCUGAUACUGAAUUGUCUCAAAUUAUGCAUUCAUUACAAUCAGCCGAAGCAGCAAGACGUGAUAAUCAACCUAGAUGGAUGAUUCUUACAUCGCUUAUUCAUGAUCUUGGAAAAUGGUUAGCUGUUUGUGGUGAACCUCAAUGGACGGUUGUUGGUGAUACAUUUCCAGUUGGUUGUCAAUUUUCAUCUAAAAUCGUUUAUCCUCAUUAUUUUAAAGAAAAUCCUGAUUCUCAAAAGUAUACGAGUAAAUAUGGUAUUUAUUCACCUCAUUGUGGAUUAAAUAAUGUUCAUAUGUCAUUUGGUCAUGAUGAAUAUUUAUAUCAUGUUUGUAAAGAUUAUUUACCCAAGGAAGCUCUUUAUAUCAUUCGAUUUCAUUCAUUUUAUUCUUGUCAUACUGAAAAUGAAUAUGCUUGGUUAAUGAAUGAAGAAGAUCAUCAAAUGAUGAAAUGGGUAAAACAAUUUAAUCAAUAUGAUCUUUAUUCUAAAGCUGAAGAAACACCUGAUAUCAAUCAAUUGAAAUCUUACUAUUUAAAUCUUAUUGAUGAAUUCUUCCCCGAAACUAUCAAAUGGUAAAAAUAAAGUUAUACGGGGAAUUCAAAUUCCCUGAUUUUUUUUUCUAUUU
This is a messenger RNA of Halteromyces radiatus, 940 nucleotides long. Its product is annotated as inositol oxygenase. Gene Ontology annotation, cellular component: cytoplasm. NCBI's taxonomy places the organism in Eukaryota, Fungi, Mucoromycota, Mucoromycetes, Mucorales, Cunninghamellaceae. Gene Ontology annotation, molecular function: iron ion binding; inositol oxygenase activity. The coding region runs from base 25 to 891 and encodes 288 amino acids. The record is from RefSeq and is a predicted model, not a curated record. Gene Ontology annotation, biological process: inositol catabolic process. The transcript has 2 exons.